CUUUCCCUCCUUCUCGGUGAAGGCUGCACAGCUGGCAAUUUACAGACAAUAACGCUGGAAGGAGUAAUUGGCUGCUGGGUGGACCACUGUCCUGCAAAUUGGACCCGCGAUUGAUGAAGAAGAUGAACUAGCAGACAUACAAGGAUAUUUAUUCAUCUACCAUCACUGGGGGUUGGUUUAUACCUUUCUGGAUCACCAGAAUCCAAGAGUCAGUUCCCCCAUCUCUCCACUGGAACCGUUAUAACCUCCUCAUACUGGACACAUAAGCUAAAACAAUGGUGAAGUCCCGUCACAGACAACAGCUAGCAUUCAGCCUUCUGUUUGGGUUGUGGUUACCCAGCUGUUUAACCCAGACUACACCGUCAAGCACAGCCUCACCGACACCCACGCCUUCACCGUCCUCCCAGCCCCAGACCGAGCGGCUAAAGGUCAGACUGGCUGGAUACCCACGAAAACACAACGAGGGCCGGAUAGAGCUUUUCUACAAGGGAGAGUGGGGAACCAUCUGUGACGACGACUUCUCAAUAAUAAACGCCAACGUGCUCUGUCGCCAACUGGGCUUCGUCUCAGCAACAGGAUGGACCCACAGCGCCAAAUAUGGCAAGGGACAAGGGAAAAUCUGGCUGGACAACGUGCUGUGUGCUGGAGGAGAGAAGAGCAUCGAAUUCUGCAGACAUCGCGGCUGGGGCAACAGUGACUGCACUCAUGACGAGGACGCCGGAGUCGUGUGCAAAGAUGAGAGGAUUCCCGGCUUUGUGGACCCAAAUGUUAUCGACGCUCACGUCGAUGAGAACAAGAUAGAGGAGGUGCGACUCCGUCCCGUGGUGGCCGUGGCCAAAAAGAAGAAGCCAAUCACAGAGGGCGUGGUGGAGGUGAGGUACAAGGACGGCUGGGCGCAGAUCUGCGAUCAGGGCUGGACGAUCAAAAACACACGUGUGGUCUGUGGCAUGCUGGGAUUCCCACAUGAGAGGAAAGUCAACAAGAACUUCUACAAGUUGUAUUUGGAGCGUCAGAAGAACUACUUUCACAUCCACUCAGUGGCAUGUACGGGCACAGAGGUCCACCUGGCAGCCUGCCCGUUGGAGUUCAGCAAGCCAAACGCCACGUCCACUUGUCAGGGAGGCAUAGCGGCUGUUGUCAGCUGCAUGCCAGGACCACAGUUCAUGCAGAACAGCGGAUUAAAGAAGAAACUCAAAAUUUCAAGCAAUGUGAGGCUGAAGGGAGGCGCUAGGGUUGGCGAAGGACGUGUGGAGGUGCUGAAAGACAACGAGUGGGGAACAGUGUGUGACGAUCGCUGGAACCUGCAGUCGGCCAGCGUCGUCUGCAGGGAGCUUGGCUUUGGGAGUGCAAAGGAAGCUCUGACUGGAGGCCGCAUGGGACAAGGUAUGGGUCCGAUCUACAUGAACGAGGUUAAGUGUCACGGCCUGGAGAAGUCCAUCUGGAGCUGCCCGUUCAAAAACAUCACAUCUGAGGACUGUCAGCACAUGGAGGACGCUGCUGUCCGCUGCAACGUGCCCUACCUCGGACUGGAGAACUCGAUAAGAAUCACAGGCGGUCGGACCCGCUACGAGGGCCGAGUGGAGGUCCUGAGCACUGACUCAAACGGGACUCAGAGCUGGGGUCUGAUCUGUGGAGAGACCUGGAACACCAAGGAGGCCAUGGUGGCCUGCAGGCAGCUGGGCUUGAACUACGCUAACCAGGGUCUGAAAAUCCGGAUAGUGGGCGGCCGCAGCACUUAUGAGGGCCGGGUGGAGGUUCAGGUGGGGUCCAAGUGGGGCACAGUGUGCAGCACAGGCUGGACCACAAGGGAAGCCAUGGUGGUUUGCAGGCAGCUAGGGCUCGGAUACUCCAUGCAUGCCAUCACUGAAACGUGGUACUGGGACAGCAGCAAUGUGACUGAAAUGGUGAUGAGCGGGGUGAAGUGCACGGGAAACGAGAUGUCUCUGAGUCAGUGUCAGCACCACAAAACUGUCAACUGCCAGAAGUCUGCGGCCAAGUUUGCAGCGGGAGUCAUCUGUUCUGACACGGCGUCCGACCUAGUCCUGAACGCCCCCCUGGUCCAGCAGACGGUUUACAUUGAGGAUCGCCCUCUGCACAUGCUCUACUGUGCUGCAGAGGAGGACUGCCUGUCAAAGUCUGCAGCCAAAGCCAACUGGCCCUACGGACACCGGCGCCUGCUCCGCUUCUCCUCACAGAUCCACAACAUCGGACGCGCUGACUUCAAACCGAAGGCUGGGCGCCACUCCUGGGUCUGGCACGCCUGUCACGGCCACUACCACAGCAUGGAUAUUUUCACCCACUAUGACCUUCUGAACUCAAACGGUACCAAAGUGGCUGAGGGGCACAAAGCCAGCUUCUGUCUGGAGGACACAGACUGUCAAGAGGGUAUUUCUAAGAGGUACGAGUGUGCAAACUUUGGCGAUCAGGGAAUCACCGUUGGCUGCUGGGAUUUAUACCGCCAUGACAUCGAUUGCCAGUGGAUCGACAUCACAGACGUUAAACCCGGGAACUACAUCUUGCAGAUUGUAAUUAAUCCAAAUCAAGAGGUGGCUGAGAGCGACUUCACCAACAACGCCAUGAAAUGCAACUGUAAAUAUGACGGACAUCGAAUCUGGCUCCAUAACUGCCACAUUGGUGAUGCUUUCAGUGAAGAGGCAGAGAGAAGGUUUGAAAAAUAUCCCGGACAGCUGAACAAUCAAGUUUCUUAAUCAUUAAAAUCAUCAACCAUAUGAGACAAAGAUUGGACGAUUAAACGACUAAAAACUCACCUCAAAAGCCCAAAAAGCAGCACCCAAAAUCUUUGAUUUAAAUAGAUUCCCCUUUUUUAUCUCAAGGAAGAAACCAGCAGUAUUGUUCACCAGUGAAUGUGUUGUCAGACGUUUUAUACUUGAAUAUUCAAGUGCUUAUUUUUUAAUUUUUGGUCUAAUGUGAGCUAUAUUUUUACCACAAGAUGAUUUUACAAAGCCAGUCAUUCAAUCUGUGUGUGUACAGCCUUUAGUGAAUGUUUUUGAGUCAUGAAUGAGGUUUAUUAUUUUUAUAACCAGUUUUUUUGUGUUUUACUUGGAGCAGUCUAAUGAUAAAACUGAGGCAUUAACAGGAACGAAACACUGGUCUAACUGGUUCAUACUGGGUGUAAUGGACACAAUAGAAACACUUUUUACUCCUCAGAGUACAACUAAAGCAACACCUGGAUAAAUCACUCUGGAUUGCACCAUUUUUCUCUGAAUAUAAAAGAGUUUGGUAAAGAAAAUACAGAUCCUUACAUCAGUUUCUGCUCAGUUUAACACGCCUGCCUCCAUCCACAGUUACUUUGUGAAUGUAUUUAUUGAUCAUAAUGAAGGACGGUGCUUAAAAUCAACACCUUCAGUAGCAUUUCUGUCUGUUUGCUUUGUGGUUUUGAAGCCAUCUGUAGCCUUAGUCUGUCUGUAUCAUGUAUAGUCAUGUGUUUAAUCAUGUAGGGUCAGAACACAAGGAAAAUAACCAAAAAACAACUACAAUAACCCUGAAGAGUGGCUGUUUGUACAUGUAUGCUGAUGUAAUCGCACCUGCUUCACCAAAUAAAGGAGAGGAAUAGGAACUGUGAUGAGUGUGAGAUCUAUUUCAUCACUAACUGUUCUGUCUGAUUUCAGUGAAGGUGCAGAGACAGAGCAAGAUGAGGAAGAUGGAGGACAAAAAAGCAGGGACAGAGCAAGAUGAGGAUGACAGAGGAGAAGACAGCAGGGACAGAGCAAGUUGAGGAUGAUGGAGGAGAAGAAAACAAGUAUGGAUAGCAAGAUGAGAAUUAUGAAGGAGAAGAAAGUAGGGAUAGAGCAAGAUGAGGAUGACGGAGGACAAAAAAGCAGGGACAGAGCAAGAUGAGGAUGAUAGAGGAGAAGACAGCAGGGACAGAGCAUGUUGAGGAUGAUGGGGAAGAAGAAAGUAAGGACAGAGCAAGAUGAUGGAGGAGAUGAAAACAGAUAUGGAUAGCAAGAUGAGAAUUAUGGAGGAGAAGAAAGCAGAGAUAGAGCAAGAUGAGGAUGACGGAGGACAAAAAAGCAGGAACAGGGAGUCCUUGAGGACACCCUCCUUUAAAGCUCAUUUCAUUCUAAGUGUGGCGUUAAUAUACCAAAUAAACACUGUGGUGACUUAAAUUGACUAGAAACUAAUCACUGAAACUGUGAAACAUUAGGAAAAGUUUACCGAGGUGACUUUAACAGUAGAAGGUCAUUGACUUCUUUACGACAGCACUUCUUUUACAAGUAUCGCCAUCUGGUGGUCAUCAGAGUGCAAGUAUGAUGUCCUGUAUUGCCUCUACUUUACUGUAUAGAUGCAGAUGUUUGA
Cheilinus undulatus (humphead wrasse) is the source of this 4320-nucleotide messenger RNA. RefSeq names its product lysyl oxidase-like 3b (gene loxl3b). Gene Ontology annotation, molecular function: copper ion binding; protein-lysine 6-oxidase activity. Bases 276 to 2708 code for a protein of 810 amino acids. Gene Ontology annotation, cellular component: membrane. The record is from RefSeq and is a predicted model, not a curated record. The transcript is spliced from 15 exons. Gene Ontology annotation, biological process: peptidyl-lysine oxidation. Lineage: Eukaryota; Metazoa; Chordata; Actinopteri; Labriformes; Labridae.